Rhizopus microsporus ATCC 52813 is the source of this 1826-nucleotide messenger RNA. Its product is annotated as apoptosis-inducing factor 1, mitochondrial-like protein. Gene Ontology annotation, molecular function: NAD(P)H oxidase H2O2-forming activity; protein dimerization activity; FAD binding. The coding region runs from base 32 to 1786 and encodes 584 amino acids. Gene Ontology annotation, biological process: mitochondrial respiratory chain complex assembly; apoptotic process. The transcript has 13 exons. NCBI's taxonomy places the organism in Eukaryota, Fungi, Mucoromycota, Mucoromycetes, Mucorales, Rhizopodaceae. The record is from RefSeq and is a predicted model, not a curated record. Gene Ontology annotation, cellular component: cytoplasm; mitochondrion.
UGCCCUUGAAAAGAUUCCCUUGAAGCCCCUAAUGAAUUUCCUAAAGAGCACUGGUCAUUCUGCACGCUUUAUGCAGAGAAGAGUUACUUUGAAUAGCCUUAGAUACACCAAUAGAGCUCGUUUGUAUUCUACGGCUACUGGCGGCCCUGUCAAAGAAAGUAGUAAUGUUCCCUGGGUUAUCGGUUCUCUUCUCGUGUUUGGUCCCAUUCUGUUCAAGUUAACUUCUCCUCCUCCUCCUUCUAAAAGAACAAACUUGACUGAGCACAUUGCGCCUGUACCUGUAGAAGAAGAGAAACCUGCUGCUGUUGAGGAACCAGCCAAGGUGAUUCAAAAACCUUAUGUUCUUAUCGGUGCAGGAACGGCUUCUUUUGCAGCUGCACAAGCAAUUAAAGAAAAAGAUCCUAAUGCCAAUGUCAUCAUCAUUGGCGAAGAAGGUUAUGCUCCUUACAUGAGACCUCCAUUGUCCAAGGAAUUCUGGUUCUCUGAAGAUCCCAAGGUUGGAGAAACUUUGCGAUUUAAGGAUUGGCAAGGAACCGAACGAAGCGCGAUAUAUCAGGAUAUAUCAGAAUAUGAAAUCAUUCAAGAUGCUUCAGGUUCAGAUUUAGAAAGCUCAAAGAUCAAACUCUUACUUAGCAAGCGUGCUACAAAGCUCAACGUGGAGGACCAUACUGUCACAUUGGAUGAUGGUAGCGUCAUUUACUACAACAAGGUUUUGCUUGCUACUGGAGGGGAGCCCAAGAGAUUACCAAUGCAAGACAAGAACGACAAGAACAUCACUACCUUCCGUAGCAUCGAGGACUUUAAGAAAUUGGAGCAACUCGCCAAGAAUGGUGCUCAUAUUGCUGUUGUCGGUGGUGGCUUUUUAGGAUCUGAACUUGCUGUUGCCCUUGCUCACCGUGCCCAAAAAGAAAACAUCAAAGUCACUCAAAUCUUCCCUGAAGAUGGAAAUAUGGCCAAUGUCUUCCCUGGUUAUCUCACAAAAUGGACAACUAGUCGUGUCCGCAAAUUGGGCGUAGAGGUCAAGGAAAGAUCUGCUGUGAAAUCAGUUUCUACUGAUAAAGAAUCUGGAAAGACCACUGUUGAAUUAGAAAACGGUGAAUCCCUUACUGUUGAUCAUGUCGUUGUUGCCAUUGGCAUUGAACCUCGUGUUGAUUUGGCGAGAGACGCAGGAUUAGAGAUUGAUGAAAAGAGAUCUGGUGUUGUUGUUAAUGCCGAAUUAGAAGCCCGUCGAGACGUUUACGCUGCUGGAGAUAUGGUCUCUUUCCAUGAUGUACAAUUGGGACGUCGUCGUAUUGAACAUCAUGACCACGCUGUCUUGAGUGGACGUCAUGCUGGUGAAAACAUGGUAGGUGCUUCUCGUGCUUAUAAGCAUCAAUCUAUGUUUUGGUCUGAUUUGGGACCUGAAAUUGGUUACGAAGCCGUUGGAUUGACUGACUCUCAGCUAUCAACUGUGAGCGUCUGGGCAAAGGCUACAGCCAAGGAUACACCCGUUGCCUCUGCACGUACUGAAGUUGAUAGUCCUCGUGCUGCUCCUGGUGAAGAACAACAGCAAGUGUCAACUGGUCAAUCUGUUUCUGAAGCUGUUAAGGCAAAGAAUCCAUUCCAGGAUGAAAAGUUUGGCAAGGGGCUUGUCUUUUAUGUUCGUGAUAAGAAGAUUGUUGGUCUUGUCUUAUUUAAUGUGUUUGGAAAGGUUCAAGAAGCUCGAGAUAUUAUCAAUGCUGGAUACACCUCUGAUAAGAUCGAUGGCUUAGUGAAAAAAUUCAAUCUUUAUUCAAAUGACCAUUAGAUACUAAUUUAAAAAUAAUAAAGUUCAUUUUUGUGCAGUA